AUAAAGAGAGAAAGAAUCUUCGAAUUCCUACUAGUCACUAGGACUAUAAUUAAUAAGAAGAUCGGGGAGGAUAGCGAGGAUACUAACUUAGAAGCCCGUGUGAUAGCUGCCUAUUAUAAGUAUUUCGAACUCACUAUCGAGACUAUAGAUAGUAUAAUAAUGCUUAUACUCACCUAUAAGCGCGAAUUUGUUAAAGGAUAUUAG
Messenger RNA from Penicillium canescens, 204 nucleotides. RefSeq lists its product as uncharacterized. Lineage: Eukaryota; Fungi; Ascomycota; Eurotiomycetes; Eurotiales; Aspergillaceae. The annotation marks the transcript as partial. The transcript is spliced from 3 exons. The record is from RefSeq and is a predicted model, not a curated record.